CGGACGGUAGUGUCGGCUGAUGGCUAGUGGAAGGCGGUGUUAGGAUGGUCGCGCUCUGACUUCACGGAGACCGGAGCUCCAAAGCCAUCUGCCAGGGAUGUGAUCGGACCAUCUCUGAAAGCCACCAUGAUCCAGCGUCAGGGGAUGAUAUCGGUGAUAUGAGCCGCGACCGAGGGAUGCGGCGAUAGCCACUGAGGAUAGCGAUGGUCAGGCGCUGCUCCCUCACUCUCUCCCUGGCCGCGCUCCUGCUCCAGCUCCUCAUCAUGGCACUCUUCCUGGCACUGCGGAAUAGUCAGCGGAGAGACUACGGGCAGUUCUACAACGUUGAUGCCGGAGAAAUAUUGUGCAUACGGAGGCCCGAACUAGACGUUUCUGAGAACAAUCCGUCCAGGCCACUGGUGUUGGCACCUUGCGAGAAGUAUGGCCACAACCUGGACAACACACAGAGGUUCCGUAUGGACUUUGAGGGUCAUUUAUUCAGCCCUGUGCCGAGCAGUGAAGAAUCUCAGCGGGAGUUUUGUGUGGGCUCCGAUCUUCGACUGGGCGGCUGCAAAGACGAACGCGAGGAGUGGGUGUUCACACAGGGCUCUGGACUGGUACACGUGGAAUCCGCCCAGUGUCUGACGCGGGAGCCUGGGUCGCGACUGAGUCUUCGGAGUUGCGACAACCGGCCGGAACAGUACUGGUGGUAUCAGCUGGAGGGACACGCCCCUCCUGUGUGACCCCGGCGAGUACUAAGUAGAGGGACACGACCCGCUUGAGUGACCCCAGAGAGAUGUGUGGCCGGUUGGGUGGCAAUGUGAUGGAAGACAGACUAUUUGUGACGAAAAGCCGGGCCAGUGCAGCUUGUGCUGAAGCGCCGUUGUGAUAUUCUCUGCAGUCCGCAGGCAUCUGGGAAGUGCAAAUGACUUGAAAAAUAUUAACGUUACGGGCACUGUCUGAUUUGCUCUCAUAUUUAUCGCUACCCGGGUUAUACACAUUUUAUUUUAUUGUUAGGUUGCAAGGGAAACGAAAACCAUUCGUUGGCUUUACUCGUACAUGACACAGUUUGGUAAAAACACGCACGUAUGCCAUAGGAGAGGUUAAGGACUCCCUUAAUUAAAACGUCUAAACAUCAGAA
Messenger RNA from Amphibalanus amphitrite, 1120 nucleotides. RefSeq lists its product as uncharacterized. The transcript is spliced from 5 exons. Lineage: Eukaryota; Metazoa; Arthropoda; Thecostraca; Balanomorpha; Balanidae. The record is from RefSeq and is a predicted model, not a curated record. Bases 204 to 722 code for a protein of 172 amino acids.